Messenger RNA from Drosophila miranda, 2185 nucleotides. RefSeq names its product carbohydrate sulfotransferase 11. Gene Ontology annotation, biological process: carbohydrate biosynthetic process. The record is from RefSeq and is a predicted model, not a curated record. Lineage: Eukaryota; Metazoa; Arthropoda; Insecta; Diptera; Drosophilidae. Gene Ontology annotation, molecular function: sulfotransferase activity. Bases 117 to 1106 code for a protein of 329 amino acids. The transcript has 3 exons. Gene Ontology annotation, cellular component: membrane.
GAGCACAUCCACUGACAGCCAAUGACAGUAGUAAUCUUUUAUAACAUAAACAUCGGAUCAUUGAAAAGCCAGUCGCUGGGCGUCAGCAAUCGUAAGGAGGCCACCUGCACUGCAUUAUGCAUCAACUGGUUUCGCUUUGGUUUUGCAUUUCACUCGUUGCCACCACCAUCUUCACUCUCACCCGCUGCACUCCGUUUGAGGAUGGGAACAACAACAAUGUCAAGAUCACCAAACGGAGCCUGGAGCUGACACAAACCAUCAAUAUCCAGCGGCAGGAGUAUAUGCAGCGGCAAUGCGAGCUACUCGGCGAGCACACCCAGACCCAGGAGGAUCUCACGGAGCUGCAAAUGGAUCAUAUGAUUGUGGACAAGCAGCACAAGCUGCUCUACUGCUAUGUGCCAAAGGUUGCCUGCACGAACUGGAAGCGAGUGCUGAUGCUACUAACGGGGAAGUGGCAUAAUGGCACAGAUCCCCUGCAAAUCCCCGGUUCUCUGGCCCAUUCGGUGGGCAUGUUCGCCAAGUUCUACGAUUUGAGCGAUCAGGAGAAGCAGCAGGUGCUCAGCGAAGACUAUACGCGCUUCAUCCUGGUGCGGCAUCCGUUCGAGCGGCUGCUUUCCGCCUAUCGCAACAAACUGGAGGGUGAUUCCCCGAGUGCUCGGUACUUUCAGUCGCGUGUGGGCAGGCAGAUUGUGCGGGAACUGCGCCCGGAAGCCAGCAACAAGUCGCUAGAACAUGGGGACGACGUCACGUUUGGAGAAUUCGUGGAGUAUCUGCUUACUCCAGAGCUCAGCAGGGCCAAUCAAUCGGCGUACAAUGAGCACUGGGAGGUGAUAGCCAAGCUGUGCAAUCCCUGCGUAAUGAAAUACAAUGUUGUGGGCAAAUAUGACACAUUGCUGGAUGAUUCCGCAUUGGCGUUGUAUCUGGCCGGUGCCACAAAUCUGACAUUCCCCACCGGCCACAAACCCUCCAGCACGCGUGCCAAUCUUCGUAAAUACUUCGAUCCCCUGCCAAUCGGUGCUAUACGCCAGUUGUACGAAAUCUACGAGGAGGACUUUCGCUUCUUCGACUACGGCAUGGACGAUGUUCUGGGCUUCGAAUUCGGCUGAAUGAAUGAAUUUGUAAUGUGAAUGUUCUCUGCUAUGUCCGAGUCACUACCAUAACGCUUUCCACUGGAAAAGAAUGUGAUUUUUAUCAUAGGAUUCGUAUUAGCAAAUUUUGGUUUAGUUAACGUUUAGUGAAGCGCCAUGCGAAUAUUAUUUUACAUUCACCCCUCUCCACACAAAUAUCACAAACAUUAUUCGAUUAUUACUCGUAGUAGUUGUGUUCGGUUUGUUUAAGAGAUUAUUAAUGCAAUCAAAGUGUUAAUUUGUUAGGGAAAUUAUACUGUAAUCAUACGUUUACAUAUUGUACGAUAAUAUAAGUAUUUUAUUUGAUUUUAGUUAUACGCCAAAUGUAGUUAAACGUAUUAAAUGUAUUCGGUUAUGUUGGAACAAUACUUUGACGUUUGUGUUUAAAUUAGAUUAGUUAGAUUUAGAAUGGACAACAGUAUACCUUCAGUUUGAUGCGUAAAUGGUUUGGAGGAUAGUCUAUAAAUAUUGUAAUCUGUAAGAAUUAUUAUUAUAGAUUGAUGCUUAAAAGAUGUGGAAGAUAACUCUGCACAUAUUGCAAUCUCUUAGCAUUGCAUUGUUGAAGACCAAGAACUAUAUAGUAAAUUGUAUAGUUGACAGCAUGUUCACCAUUUCAAUCCUUGACGAUUAUUGUCAUUAUUUCAGUUCGAAGCUUUGGCCUCCAGUUGAUCAGUAAAUAUGCUUAUCACUGAGCAUUACAUUGUAAGGCUCAAACAUACUUAUUAUAAUUAACGUUCGAAGCUUAAGCCUCUCGAAUAAUCUAUUCUGUAAAUAUGGUAAAUUUAAAAUCCGAACUAAAAUUGUGUUGGGAUAUUGUAUUAUUUAUCUAUUGCGUUGUGAAGUCAAAACCUCAUUAAAAUUAUUAUAGUUCGGUGCAUCAUAGUGCAUCAGACCCUCUGUAAGCAUUUUAAUCUUAAGCAUUAUUUUCUUGACGACAAACGACCUUUAAAUUACUUCUCAGCUUAAAUGUUGGGUGUGAUACUCUGUAAAUAUUGCAAUCUGUAAGAAUCACAUAGCGGGGUUUCAACAUGUUUAUUAUUAAAGUUAUUUGAUUUUUA